AUGCCCCCCACAAAACCCCUCCCGCUCCUAAUCUGCAGCAUCGGCAACCCAGGCACACAAUACGCCAACACCCUCCACAGCGCCGGCCACACUGUCCUAAACCGCCUCGCCUCACACCUCAACUAUCCUACCUUUCGAAAAGAGAAAACCUGGGGAAAUGGGCUCCUAAGUAAGGGCGAUGGCAGUCCCCACGACUGGACCCUCUGGCAAAGCACAUCCUACAUGAACGAGUCCGGCAAGGGCGUUCGGGCCGCGUACAAUACCUGGAGUAAAAGUUUGCCUAUUGGCGAGGAAGGGAGGUUGGUUAUCGUGCACGAUGAGUUGGAGAAGGCGCUCGGGAGUUUGAGUGUUAAGACGAAGCAAGGGUUGAGUGCGAGGGGGCAUAAUGGGUUGAAGAGUAUUCUUGCGCAUUGCGGGUGUGGGAUUGAGUUUGUGAGGGUGGGAGUUGGGAUUGGGAGGCCGGUUAGUCGGGAUAGUGAGGAUGUCGCCCGGUAUGUGCUGAAGAAGAUGAGCGAGGGGGAGAAGGGGGCUGUGGAGGGGUGUGUGGGGGAGUUGGUGGAGAAGCUGAGGGGGUUGGAGAAGGGUUGA
Molecule: messenger RNA, 588 nt
Organism: Zasmidium cellare ATCC 36951
Lineage: Eukaryota; Fungi; Ascomycota; Dothideomycetes; Mycosphaerellales; Mycosphaerellaceae
Exons: 1
Coding region: 1-588 (195 amino acids)
Molecular function (GO): peptidyl-tRNA hydrolase activity
Source: RefSeq, a predicted model, not a curated record